Molecule: messenger RNA, 837 nt
Organism: Closterium sp. Naga37s-1
Lineage: Eukaryota; Viridiplantae; Streptophyta; Zygnematophyceae; Desmidiales; Closteriaceae
Source: the annotation of a GenBank genome assembly
AUGAAGGUAGCCAGGGGCCUCGUCCCAACGGAGGGGGGCGCGCCUGGCGGGGCGGGCGCAGGGCAGCAGAGGAAGGGCGCGCGCAUUCUGGCGGCUGAGACCUUCGCUCACCACGCCCCUCUGCCUGACUACCUCGACCACAUCCCCCGCCGCCAGGCCCUCGCCACCUGUACGCGCAAAUGCUACCCCUUCCCCUCAUUCCCUACCUGCUUUGGCAUUGCUGCUCCCCUUUUUCCCACCACUCCUGUUUCGUGCGGGCGCACAACAGUGACGAUCCCCUCGCAGUACCUGGGGCCGUACGACCUGCACAACGACAUCUACAACAUGACUUUCUACAACGGCUGCGCCUACAACGUCACCAGCCCGCUGCGCGUAUUUUAUUGCUUCAACUUCGGCAACGUGUGGGAGGGCAUCCUCGACAACCCCGAUCCCAACCCCUCGCAGUACCAGCAAGGCGAAAUCUUCGUGCAGACCACGCCGGGGUACUGUGAGAUGUGCAUGAACCGUGGUGCUAGCGGCACUCUGCAGAUGCUCCCCGGGGAGACGGUGAACAUUGUGUAUGCGUACACGUGGGACUUCCGGCCCUGCGUGCAGGAGCUGCGCUUCGGCAACGGCAACAGCUACUCCAUGACCAACACCACCGAGUGCCAGCUCGCCCAGGCCAGACCUGCUAAGGUCAAUGCCGGCCUCCUUGGCCAUCUUAUCGAGCCCCUUCCACUCGAGUGUCUUGAUCGCCUUGGUGCUGAGCUUGAGGCGCACGUACCGCUGCCCCUCCUCCCACCACACGCGCUUGUACUGCAGGUUCGGCUGCUGCACCUUCUUCGUGCGGUGGUUUGA